CUGAACCAGGGCUGCUUUAACGAGUUUUUUCUCUGCAUCAGCCGGGAAGGAAGACCAAGAAUACCCAUGGAUUCUAUACUUGGUGCUGCAAUUGGCCUGGGGGUGGCAGCAGUGGGCAUCCCGGCCAUAGUUGGCGCUGCGGGUUUCACUGGCGCAGGAAUUGCAAUUGGUUCACUUGGCGCCAAAAUGAUGUCUGCUUCUGCCAUUGCAAACGGAGGCGGAGUGGCUGCUGGGGGUGUGGUUGCCACCCUGCAGUCCAUUGGGGCUGCCGGGGUGCCGACUGCUGUGUCAGCAGCAGCAUCAGCCACAGGAGCAGUGCUGGGAGCCAUAACGGACAUUUACAGUUGAGGGGGCCAGAGAACACCCCCCACCCCUUCUCCAUAAUAUUAGCUGUCAAAGGCCUCCAAAAAGAAACCUUGUUGAAGGGGAAACGGCUGUAUCUUCAUAAGACUCCUUGAAUUAUUUACGUUUAGCUCGCUUUCUCAUGGACUUGUGCCUUUUAUUGUAAUAAAAAUACCUUGUAAUUUU
Messenger RNA from Thamnophis elegans (Western terrestrial garter snake), 528 nucleotides. Its product is annotated as interferon alpha-inducible protein 27-like protein 2. The transcript is spliced from 5 exons. Gene Ontology annotation, biological process: apoptotic signaling pathway. Bases 67 to 348 code for a protein of 93 amino acids. NCBI's taxonomy places the organism in Eukaryota, Metazoa, Chordata, Lepidosauria, Squamata, Natricidae. Gene Ontology annotation, cellular component: mitochondrion; membrane. The record is from RefSeq and is a predicted model, not a curated record.